This is a messenger RNA of Micropterus salmoides (largemouth bass), 4006 nucleotides long. RefSeq names its product hepatic nuclear factor 4, beta (gene hnf4b). Lineage: Eukaryota; Metazoa; Chordata; Actinopteri; Centrarchiformes; Centrarchidae. Gene Ontology annotation, biological process: cell differentiation; anatomical structure development; positive regulation of transcription by RNA polymerase II. Bases 299 to 1591 code for a protein of 430 amino acids. Gene Ontology annotation, molecular function: zinc ion binding; nuclear receptor activity; RNA polymerase II cis-regulatory region sequence-specific DNA binding. The record is from RefSeq and is a predicted model, not a curated record. The transcript has 10 exons.
AACAGACAGUGGACCAAAUUUCACUACUGAGUAGUCACUGGAGUGGACCAGCACGGAGCAGCUUUUUAACUCACCACAGAAAUGUUAAAAGUGACAUUUUGAAGAAAUUCAACACCUUCACAGCGGAUCAAGAAGGCGAAAACAAAAGCUAGCAAAAACUGUGAUGAAAGAAAGGUUCUGGGUGCACACAUGAGAUACCUGUGAGGAAGAGGGACUGAGUCGAAUGCAUGUUCUGGAAGUCACGGUGUACAUAUCAAAACCUAAAAAACCCUUCUAGCUGUAGAACCUCAACAGAACCAUGAAGCUUACUGGGACUAUCCAUAAACUGGAGUACGCUCAUUCCAGCACAGACACGGAAGAUUUGAACAAUGUUAUGGUGAUACCACAGCAAACAAAUACAGACUUGCCAGUGUCAGCACCCACCUCAUCACUGUUACAGCCCAAUGGAGGUCGGACUCUGUGUUCCAUAUGUGCAGACAGAGCCACAGGUAAACAUUAUGGUGCAUCCAGCUGUGAUGGCUGCAAGGGCUUCUUCAGGAGGAGCAUUCGCAACAACCACGCUUACAGCUGUAGGUUCAACAAAGAAUGUAUUGUGGACAAAGACAAAAGGAACCAGUGUCGUUACUGCAGACUACGAAAGUGUUUGAAGGCUGGAAUGAGAAAGGAAGCUGUUCAGAAUGAGCGAGACUGCAUCAGCAGUCACAGAAGCAAAGGACAGACAGUGGGCACACUGUCCAUCAGUGUUCUGCUAGAGGCAGAGGCCAAUGUGCAACAGUCCCCAGCUCUGGUCUCACCUAGGAGUCAUGACAUCAACACCAAGAAGACAGCCUGCCUGAGAGAUGUGUUUGAAUCCAUGAAGCAGCAACUCCUCCUGCUGGUGGAAUGGGCAAAACACAUCCCAGAGUUUUGUAGCCUCACGAUAGACGAUAGGGUAACUCUGUUACGAACCCACUCAGCAGGACAUCUCAUCCUAGGGGCAGCAAGACGCUCUUUACCUUUUUACAAUCUCAUCCUCCUAGGUAAUGACUUUGUGAUCCCCCUGAGAGGUGCAGAGGUAGAGGUGUCCAGAGUGGCUUUGAGAAUCCAAGAGGAGCUGGUCAAACCUCUCAGACAGCUGGACAUAACAGACAAAGAGUUUGCUUGUCUCAGAACCAUUGUCUUCUUUGCCCCAGACUGUCCAGGUUUGGAGAGUCCUCGGGUGGUUCGACAUCUGCGUUUCCAGGCCCAUCUGCUGCUAGAAGAAGCAACCUGUGAGCAGCGAGGAAGGUUUGGGGAGCUCCUGCUCAUGCUACCUCCCCUGCAGAGUGUGGCCUGGCAGAUGGUGGAGACUCUCCACUUAGCACAGCUGCUGGGCGAAGCCAAAAUGGACAACCUGCUGCAGGAGAUGCUGCUGGGUGAGGGAGCCAAAGCAGGACAGGGACAGUGUACAGUAUUGCCAGCUCCAGUUUCUCCUCCUCCUUCAGGCCAUGGCCUGAUUCAAGACCAGCAAAAUGAGCAAAGGGCUUCACCUAUAAACUUCACCUCCGACAUCUCUCACCUUUCAACAUCUCUUUCAAUCGGCUUGCCUGCUGCCCCCACAGACUGGCACUGAGGUGUACAGACAUGCCGAUGUUGCCAAUGUGCCCACGGCAUACCAGUCCACACAUAGAGACACCUCAAGAAGCAACAACUUAACCAAGGAAUGGAGGGGUGUUUUGAGCUUGAGACAGAACACAGACUAACAUAUACACACACAGCCACAUACUCUACAAAGACACGGGAGAUCAAUGGAAUUUGAAUUUGAUUUGAAACAGGAACACAUGAAAUACUGAAUUAAUAACAUUUAGCAUGUCACAAGGUACAGUUAAAACAAAAAGUACAAUCUGAAAAGCAUGUAAAAUAAAUACAUACGUAAAUAGGAUAACAUUGCACUAAGCUAUAACUAAGCAUAAUUCACUCAUUCCUAUCACAUCUCCGAUGUGUUUGACUUAAACUUAAUCUUGAAGUGAAGGUCCUAGACAUUAUCAGCAGAGGGCGCACAAAUCCUAUUCAGAAACAGAUUUGUUGGUCCCUGUGAGGCAACCUUUUCUUUGUGAUAAAAACAUUCAGUCAUGUGGUCAAAGAUGUGCAUCUGAAUGCAGAAAUGGUUAUAAUUUAAAGGUCAACUCACUAUAGUGAGGAUUUAAGUUUAAAAAAAUCACAACCAUUUUGACUUAAAGAACACUAAGUGGAAUACAAGAAUACUGGUUGUGGAUAGUGUCCCACCUUGAUGACCAGAAAUUUGCCAAGCAUUAUGUCACAGUGAGAUGAUGAAGGAUGAGGUGCCUCAGCAGCACAGAAGCUCAGAUGAACUGCAAUGACUCAGUAUAACUUGAUGACAAAAGUGUGUUCUGCAUAAUGAAACCGUUUCUCUUUCUAGGUUCUCUGUUUGUUUUUCAUAUGUUAAUUAAUGAAUACCUACAAAAACAGAGAAAGAAAUCCAUCCUUUAUUGUCCCCUGAUGCCGGUGGCAACCAUAUCCACAACAGUGGGUAUAAUCUAAACAACAUAUUGGUUGUUAAUUCUUAAAAAAUACUCAUGCAUCACAGAAAUCAGGUUAGCUAAAUAGUGACGUGUACUCUUUCCAUUUGAAACUGUAUAAGGCCUGUUACAUUUCGCCUGAACCCAGUAAGUGGAGGAAUCUCUGAUGUUAUAAUAAGUUAUGUACAAUACCAUAAAGCUAAGUGGUUCAAUGUAAUGAGAGAGGGGGGAUAAAAGCUGCCUCUUCACAGACAGUGGAAGUCUUCUUCAAAGUUCACAUUUAACUGACUGACAUAUACUGUAUAUGCUUGGCCUGCACUUAUGUCUGCCGCAUACAGCGGGUUAGCUCGUGUAGACGGUCCAAAUUCCUCUCAACUGAAGAGCGACAUAUCGCUGUAGCAAUGGGACAAUGUGGAGGACAGCAUGGACAGAUCAGGUCAAGAUGAGAUAUGCAGCUGCAGCUAUUAAGCAUCCAUAUGGAAAGUAUUUACAAGGGAUGCAAGUUUAUCAUAAGUAAAUGUGAAGAAGUUACCCAUAUUUUUUACCCAUAUUCAUAUGAUAUUUUGCCUCUGUGCCUGUGGCUUUCUCUGGGUGCUCUCGGGUUUACUGUUACAAUUCAAAGACAUACUAAUUUAAGUGGAUUGGAGAAUGAAAAUAGCCCAGUCUGCAGGUACAAUAUAAAUGUGAGUGGACAUUGAUUUCUGAAUGCACCUGCUGGACACAGACACAGCAGCACGAGGGGUCAGAGAGGGUCCCAAAACCAGUGACUCUGAAAUGCCUGUUAUUAUCUAUUUUAUUUGGAAGGUUGAAGAACUCACUCAAACGUAGGGAUGUCUAGAUUACAUUUGUUUGCUCCUGAUCCUUAAUUAUUGAGCUUCUGCUGAGUCUGAUUCAUUUUUAUUAACAUCCAUACAAUUAGAUUUUUGUACUUAAUACAGCUGCACAGUGCAUAUUUAAGCUACAGUAAGGACUCAUCCUUGUCCAUGGAGCUCGCUCUACCAUGUGAACUAACUGGUGCCUCAAAAACACCACAAAAAAGGAAUCAUAUGACAAAUGGACUAAUGGACAAAUAAAUGAGUAAGUGAAUUAUUAGUCCGCCAAGAGCACUUUCAGAAUCAGAGAAACAUGUUUUGUACCCGGCAGGUGUUUAAAAAAGGCCAUAUUUUCCACCACUACAGAGGGAAAGCUAUAUUUUGACAUCGUCAGAUAGCAGAGCUGUACACUCCUCAACUUGCUGCAAUCAACUGACGUGACCUUCCUGUUCCAUGUGCUACAUCUGGCCUUUACCAUCACUUUCCUGGAUGUAAAUUCAAAAAAGUUAUGAUCUUUUUUACUUGCUCAUCAACAACUCUGUCUGAGAUUUAGGUUAAGAUGUCUCUGUUGACCUGCAUUCACCAUUAGCAUCCUCCCUAGGCAAAAUCUCUGUUUCAUCAUGUUGGAGAAAACUUGGAUGCAAAACAUGCAUAUGCAUAAUGGACAUUCUAUAAACAAAUGUAUGCUCCUUGAAA